This is a messenger RNA of Dreissena polymorpha, 2865 nucleotides long. Its product is annotated as putative amine oxidase [copper-containing]. Lineage: Eukaryota; Metazoa; Mollusca; Bivalvia; Myida; Dreissenidae. The coding region runs from base 45 to 2540 and encodes 831 amino acids. Gene Ontology annotation, cellular component: plasma membrane. The transcript is spliced from 3 exons. The record is from RefSeq and is a predicted model, not a curated record. Gene Ontology annotation, molecular function: quinone binding; copper ion binding; primary methylamine oxidase activity. Gene Ontology annotation, biological process: amine metabolic process.
AAACUGUUAGACAUUUAAUAGGGUAAGGUAUUAAAACAGGAAAAAUGUCAUCUCAUCCACCAUCGCGGAAAAGCAACAAUAACGUGUGCCUUCAAGUACCAAAUGAAAAGUGCGGCUUUGAGUACGAAGAUGACUCGGUACGAAGCAGAGGAAUUUGGUUCGUACUGACCUGGCUAUUCGGAAUUAUUUGCAUCCUUCUGUUGGCUACCAUAGUGUGGAUGAGUGCCGUUGACAAAACAAAUGACAUUCGAAAAGACGAAUGCAUUCCACACAAUGACGUCAUUUCCGACGUCAAAAGUCAAGAACGCGGAAAACGAAGCCCGGAAUUAUCUCUAAAAUUCCGUAAAACAAACGGAAGUGACGUGUUUGAGGAACUAACGAAAGACGAAUUAGAUACGAUAGUGCGUUAUUUGCAUUCGGAUCCAAGUCUCAAUUUGGUUGCUCCAAACAAACCGGCGGUGAACACGAACUAUAUUCAUACUAUCGAAAUGAAAAUGCCCUACAAAGAUGAGGUUAUUGCGUACCUUAACGGCAGCAUCAAGAAGCCAGAGCGGGCGGCCACCGUAUUUAUAUUCCGUGGGGCAGAUGACCCGCCAUCGGUGGACGAGUACAAGGUUGGCAACAUUAACGGCAAAAUAUACGCACACUUGGUUCACACGGACAGGCGGCAUACGCACAUACCGUUUAUUUACCGUCCAUUUUCAACGGCAGAAUUCUUUUCAAUAUUCCGAUACAUUUUGCCGCAAGUGACGAAACAAGCCGGUCAUGUUCUAAAGGAAAGCUACGACGCGUUGCCAAUGAACUGCGAUAAAAAAUGCCUGAAGAUCUCGAUGGCCCCAGUAUCGAGCACGUUUAUUCCAGAAGGGAAGCGAAAAUCGUGGUUCUGGUUCCAGCAGGACAUUGAGUUUGCGUCCAUUCGUUCCUUAGAUUUUCAGUUCCUGGUGGAUACAACGUCAACCAACGCUUCCAACUGGAUAAUCGAGGACGUGUUUUACGCAAAUCAGAUGUUUCCGAAUUUGACAUAUUUCCUCGAAGAGUACGAAAGAGGCUCAAUCAACAAGACGAAAAUCCCUUUCCCUUCUGAAGAAGAGCAGACCUGGAGCACAAUGAAGUUCAGAACGCCUCUAGUACCGGAUGUACCGUUCCGGGCCCCGAGGCAGUUCGAACCAGACCAAAGGAGAUUCAAAAUCACCGAUAACGAAAUCCACUAUAUGGACUGGAAAAUACAUUUCAGAGUUUCGACCACAGGCGGGUUGCACUUGAUGAACAUACGUUUCGCCGGGGAGCGGAUCAUAUACGAGUUGAGCAUGCAGGAAGUGGUUGUCAUGUACGGCGGCAACAACCCCUACUCGAAAACAAUGAACUACGCCGAUGGCGCCGGUAUUUACGGCACUCGACACCGCGGUUUGCUUCCGGGAGUUGACUGUCCGGGUCAUGCUGAGUUCGUCAACAAUUACUUGUAUUCGUACAAUGAAGGCGGCGGACGGAUGUACGAAAACGCAUUCUGCGUGUUUGAGUUCAACACGCACACCCCGAUACGCCGCCACAGGGCGUAUGGUAGAUCCGGUGCGCUUUUUGGUGGGCUGGAGGGUAUAGUGCUGGUGGUUCGCUCUAUCAUCUCUGUUCUCAACUAUGACUAUGUGUUCGACUACAUAUUCUACCCCGUAGGCGCGGUCGAGGCAAAGGUGUCUAUGACAGGCUAUUUAGGCACGACCUUUUACUUUCCUGAAGAUCAUUUAUAUGGGACGCGCAUUCACGAACACGUUUCGGCACCGCUACACAACCACCUUUUCCAUUUCAAAGUCGACAUGGAUAUAAAGGGGAGACAAAACAGAUACGAGACCCUUAAUAUUAAAGUCCGGCAGGAAGAAGAUCAGUGGGUACAGGGUCGCACGGUGCACCAAGCUUAUGUCGUAAGAGAACUUAAAGAAACGGAACUUUCAGCGACAUAUAAGUACAAUUUUUCUUCACCCAAAGUGCACGUGUUUAGCAAUAAUAACGACAUAUCGCCGUUGGGGAACCCGCGUGGGUACCGAAUACAGAUACAAAAGAUGGCUAAGCAACUGCUUCCGGAAGGUUACGGGUUUGAGAAUGCAAUCUCGUGGUCGCGCUACCAGAUGGCUGUCACACGAUACAAACCGGAAGAAGACCGUAGCUCAUCCCUGUUCACAAUGUGGGACGCCAGGGAGCCGGUAGUGAACUUCCAGAAAUACCUUGAUGACGACGACAGUUUAGUUGAUGAGGACCUGGUCACGUGGAUAACACUUGGUACCCCACACUUUCCACAGACCGAAAACCUCCCUACGACUACAGUAGUUGGCACCCAGCUCUCAUUUCACAUCCUCCCGUUCAACUACUUUGACGAAGAUCCGUCUAUGCGGUCACGUGAUGCGGUCAGGAUAACCCCAUUGAAUGCGACACGUCCGCUAGAGGGCGCAAACGUAGAGCAAUAUGGCGCCUUAGAAAAUGUACAGUGUGUGCCGUGGCAUAAAUAUCCCAUGGAGCUUCUUAAAAAGAACAGUACUUUUUUGUUCUCUUAAAUAUGUAUAUCUUCGAUACAUGUAUGAUGUAUGCGCCAGUAUUAAUCAUUAUGUCUGUGGUAAUAACAUUCAAUCGCGUUAAUGCCAUGUCGUAUUUUUCUCGAAGAGGCAGCAGUGCGGUAUUUAUUUAUAUAUGUUAACUUUUUAUUUAUCUAUGUUGUCUUCAUGGACAAACGAGUCAUUUGCAUAAUGUGUUUAUAAAAAAAAAAUAUUGCGACAAAUGUUAAUUCUACAUGCAAAGCUUGAAUCAUAAUCCAUCUUUGUGCAUCAUAACUUGUAUAGUUGUUUAUAUAUAGACAUCUUACCGUACAUUUUUCUAAUUUCA